Perca flavescens (yellow perch) is the source of this 2217-nucleotide messenger RNA. It is a transcript of the gene cfap52, whose product is annotated as cilia and flagella associated protein 52. Bases 159 to 2018 code for a protein of 619 amino acids. The record is from RefSeq and is a predicted model, not a curated record. Lineage: Eukaryota; Metazoa; Chordata; Actinopteri; Perciformes; Percidae. The transcript is spliced from 14 exons. Gene Ontology annotation, molecular function: protein binding.
GUAACGUUUGUUUGGUGUAACGUUAGUUGAAUUAUCAGGCCUGUUUGGGAAAACUACGGUAGCGUUAGUUUUUCUAGCAAUAUUUACAUUUCUUGAUAAAAGUAGGCCUAUCUCAACACCUUACAGAAGACAUAUAUAGCUAUAUAAAGUUUUCAGCCAUGGCUCUUGAAACACAGGGAGUGCCUCAACUUGAACUGGAGGCUGUUAUUGGGUUCAACGGGCAUGUGUUUUCUGGCCUGAGAGUCCAUCCAGACAGAGAGCAUCUAAUCUAUCCUCUGGGAUGCACAGUCAUUCUAAAGAGAAUCAAAGAUGGCAAGCAAGAGUUCCUGCAUGGACACACAAACAAUGUAUCCUGUAUUUCAGUGUCCAAAAGUGGAAUAUAUAUUGCCUCUGGACAAGUCAACUUCAUGGGCUUUCAGGCUAUGGUUAUCAUCUGGGACUAUGCUCAGCGAACAAUCUAUGCCCAGUUGUUGCUCCACAAGGCAAAGGUAGAGGCACUGGCCUUCUCUCCCGGCGACAAGUACCUGGUGUCCCUUGGUGGUCAGGAUGAUGGCAGCAUUGUGGUAUGGGAUAUUGAGACCAAGCAGGCCAUCUGUGGGAGCCCAGCUUCACCGCACAGUGCCGGUCACUGCCUCACUGUGCAGUACUCUAACAUAAACGACAAUAUCUUUGUUUCUGCUGGGAGCGGAACAUUGCGUGUCUGGGAGCUGGACCUCCCCAACAGGAAGAUCAGGCCCACCGAGUGUCAGACAGGCAAACUGAAAAGGAUUGUGAAAUGUAUAGAGAUCACAGAGGACGAUAAAUUCAUUUUCUGUGGCACCACCAGUGGAGACAUAAUGAAAAUCAACCUGAAGACAGGGCUUCUGAGUGACUAUGGUCCAGUUAAAGCCAAAUACAGCCUGGGUGUCAGUGUCAUAAGGAUACUGAAGUCUGGGGACCUGCUUGUAGGCUCUGGAUCUGGCACCUUCACUCUGUGUUCCAGGACUAACUUCAAAACUCUUAAGAAGGUGCAGCUGGAAAAGAGGGUGACCUCCAUCGCUCUAAGAGGGGAGGGCCAGCAGUUCUUUGUUGGAACAGAGGCUGCUCAGAUGUACCGCUUCAGUUAUGAGAACUUCAAAUCGGAACUCAUUUCCACCAGCCACAACAGUGCUGUCAAGGACGUAGCCAUAUCUUUUGGAACGUCAGAAUUGUUUGCAACCUGCUCUGAGGAGGACAUCAGGUUGUGGCACAUAGACCAGCCCAAAGAGCUGCUGCGCAUCACUGUACCCAACAUGACCUGCAAUUCCCUGGACUUCAUGGUUGACGGACAUAGCAUCAUCAGUGCAUGGAAUGAUGGUAAGAUUCGUGUGUUUGCGCCAGAAAGUGGCCGGCUCAUGCUCAUCGUUCACAAUGCACACAGAAUGGGUGUGACAGCCAUCGCUGGCACCAGGGACUGCAAGAGGAUUGUCAGUGGAGGGGGGGAGGGGCAGGUGCGUGUUUGGGAGCUGCAGCCACACGGCCAUCGGCUGCUGGAGACCAUGAAAGAGCACAAAGCCACCAUCAACUGUAUCAAAAUCAAGAGUGACGACAAAGAGUGUGUCACUGCCAGCUCUGAUGGUGCCUGCAUCAUCUGGGAUUUAGUGCGAUUUGCAAGUCUUCAAAUGGUGAUUGCCAACACACUGUUCCGGACGGUGUGUUACCACCCAGAAGAAUACCAGAUCAUUACCAGUGGCACUGACAGAAAGGUAUCCUACUGGGAUGUGUACGACGGCUCUGCCAUUAGAGAACUGGAAGGCUCGCUAUCUGGGGCCAUCAAUGGCCUGCACAUCACACAGGAUGGCAAACACUUUGUAACAGGUGGAGAUGACAAGCUGGUGAAGGUGUGGGACUAUAUGGAAGGUGCAGUGACCCACAUAGGAAUAGCUCAUGGCGGCAGUAUCACCAGCAUCAAGGUCUGCUCCAACAACAGCACCUUAGUCAGCACCAGCGCAGAUGGAGCCAUUCUUCGAUGGCGGUUCCCUCACCCCUCUUCCUCUUAAUGUGACACGUGGAAUCCUGGACACGUCAUGUAGAAGCAACAGAAACUUGUAAUCCAGUAACACAAAUGUAGCCAACCCUCUCCCUUAAUCUUUCCACUUAGUAAAUGUUGCUAUCAGACUUCAACAAGCUUACAUUAACAUUGCAGAAUAGGUUUACACUCUAACCAAAAGAAAUAAAUGUAAUUUGAUCAAGCAUUAA